Paramecium primaurelia is the source of this 3307-nucleotide messenger RNA. The record is from the annotation of a GenBank genome assembly. Lineage: Eukaryota; Ciliophora; Oligohymenophorea; Peniculida; Parameciidae.
AUGAAAAUGGAGAGAGCUCUCAUUCUAAAUGGCAAACCAUUGAUUCCUCCUCCAUUGACAAUUGAAGAACAAUUAAAUGAAAGACUUGAUAGAACAGGAUAUAAGAUUGAUGAUUUAAAUAGAUUGAAUGAAAAGCCAGUUUUACAAAUAGUACAUAUUUAAUAUAUAGAUUAGAUAGAUCUUGAUGGUCUUACUUCAGGUUACUUAAAUAAAAAUCCCUUAUUUUAGAUGAUGAAACAGGAAAUUAUGAAUUGGAAUGAAAAAAUAACACUUUAUAGAGCUGAACAAAUCAAAUUAUAAGAUCCAUUAGUUUCUGAUAAUCUUUAUAGAUAACUAAAAAAUUCACUAUUAGAAGUGGUUAGUACAAGGAACAAAAUAUAACAAUAAGAUUUUCUAAAUAAAGUAUCUAAUUGGUUCUUUUCCUAAUUGCCAAAAUCUUAAACUGCUUCAUUGAAAUAAUCUCUACUUGAGAAAAAGGACUCUGUAAUUAAUUUAUUAAUAUUUAAGACUCUUCACUUUAUUCCUAAUACAUAUAAUGAAAAUAAGUAUGCAUCUGGAAUUGAAGACUAUGCUCUUAAAUUUCGAUCGGUCCAUCCUGAAUUUGAUCCUCCUGAAGAUAGAGUUAAAACCUAUUAAAGAAAAAACCUUUUAUCAGAUACUAGUACUCGUCCUGGUACUACUCCAGGAGUGUUAGGAAUUUCACAAUUUACUAGACCUUAAACUUCUCAAACUACCUAUAAAAUGAUUGAUUAAGUUGAAAAACUCUAAAGACCUAAAACUAAUUAAUAAUAUACAAUUCCUAAAUAAUAAUAAUCUUGGAUGUAUGAUCCUAAUUUUCCAGUACUCUAAACUAAUGAUGAUUAAUAAUAAAAAUCAACCAGAAGAUAAAUUCAAAGGGAAGAAUCUCCUUUAAAAGCUGAUAAACCAACUGAUAGAGAUAAAUUAGAGUAAAUUGAAGGUAUUGAAUAAGAACAAGAAGAGGAUGAAGAUUAAUCUCCAGAUAAAUUAGAAGAAUCAAACAAAAAUUUAGCAUCUUAAUAAGAAAUAGCACCAAUAAAAAAGAUAAAAAAAAAAGGAAGAUCUGAUAAAUAUAUUAGUAUUGCUCCUACAAAUAAAACUUAUAAGACAGAUAUCGAAACAUAAAAUGCCUAUUAAAUUGGAUAAAAGGAUAGAUUAGGAGAAUUUUAAGGAACAUUUCAUAAUUAUGAUCCUACUCAAAUUGAAGAUAAAAUGGUAGCUGCUAGAUUAAAUUAAUAUUAUACUGAAUAAAGAGUUAAAGAAGUAAAAGAAUAAAGAGAAGAUAUAGAAAUGGUUUAAUCAAUGAAAGAUUGGGCAUCUAAUAAAAGUAGAAUUGAUGAAAUGGUACUUCAAUCUGAAUAUGUAUAUUUAAAUUAUNUAGAUCUUGAUGGUCUUACUUCAGGUUACUUAAAUAAAAAUCCCUUAUUUUAGAUGAUGAAACAGGAAAUUAUGAAUUGGAAUGAAAAAAUAACACUUUAUAGAGCUGAACAAAUCAAAUUAUAAGAUCCAUUAGUUUCUGAUAAUCUUUAUAGAUAACUAAAAAAUUCACUAUUAGAAGUGGUUAGUACAAGGAACAAAAUAUAACAAUAAGAUUUUCUAAAUAAAGUAUCUAAUUGGUUCUUUUCCUAAUUGCCAAAAUCUUAAACUGCUUCAUUGAAAUAAUCUCUACUUGAGAAAAAGGACUCUGUAAUUAAUUUAUUAAUAUUUAAGACUCUUCACUUUAUUCCUAAUACAUAUAAUGAAAAUAAGUAUGCAUCUGGAAUUGAAGACUAUGCUCUUAAAUUUCGAUCGGUCCAUCCUGAAUUUGAUCCUCCUGAAGAUAGAGUUAAAACCUAUUAAAGAAAAAACCUUUUAUCAGAUACUAGUACUCGUCCUGGUACUACUCCAGGAGUGUUAGGAAUUUCACAAUUUACUAGACCUUAAACUUCUCAAACUACCUAUAAAAUGAUUGAUUAAGUUGAAAAACUCUAAAGACCUAAAACUAAUUAAUAAUAUACAAUUCCUAAAUAAUAAUAAUCUUGGAUGUAUGAUCCUAAUUUUCCAGUACUCUAAACUAAUGAUGAUUAAUAAUAAAAAUCAACCAGAAGAUAAAUUCAAAGGGAAGAAUCUCCUUUAAAAGCUGAUAAACCAACUGAUAGAGAUAAAUUAGAGUAAAUUGAAGGUAUUGAAUAAGAACAAGAAGAGGAUGAAGAUUAAUCUCCAGAUAAAUUAGAAGAAUCAAACAAAAAUUUAGCAUCUUAAUAAGAAAUAGCACCAAUAAAAAAGAUAAAAAAAAAAGGAAGAUCUGAUAAAUAUAUUAGUAUUGCUCCUACAAAUAAAACUUAUAAGACAGAUAUCGAAACAUAAAAUGCCUAUUAAAUUGGAUAAAAGGAUAGAUUAGGAGAAUUUUAAGGAACAUUUCAUAAUUAUGAUCCUACUCAAAUUGAAGAUAAAAUGGUAGCUGCUAGAUUAAAUUAAUAUUAUACUGAAUAAAGAGUUAAAGAAGUAAAAGAAUAAAGAGAAGAUAUAGAAAUGGUUUAAUCAAUGAAAGAUUGGGCAUCUAAUAAAAGUAGAAUUGAUGAAAUGGUACUUCAAUCUGAAUAUGUAUAUUUAAAUUAUAAUCUUUAUUAGUUAACAGCCAUGGGUUCACAAUAUUCUAAUGUUGGAAUCAAAAUUUCGGAUUUAUAUGAAUCUAAAAAAAUGGAUUUGGCUGAAGAAAAAGCAUAUUCUAAUUAUCUUAAAAGAUCCUCUUUACCAAAAGCAAGAAUGGUAUAGAGUGCAGUACCUAUGGCUAAGAUAGUUUAAAACACUGUCAUACCUUCUUAAGUUGAGGAAGAGGCAGAAGAUUUUUAAAGCAAAUAAGCUGAUCUUGAAAAAUAAAUUAAUUCAUAAAGACUUUAAUUGUUAAAAAUGUCUAGAGGAGCUUGUUUACCAGGUGGUCUUAUAAACAAUCCUAAUCAAGAAACUAUUUAAAGUAAUAGGAUUAUGUCUUCUAGUUGUUUUAAGAGUACAUAACCUAAGAGAUAAUUUAGUUCGAUUUUAAAAACACAUAGUAUUAAAUAAGAAUUAGACUCUUAAGUAAUAAUAAUUCUAUUCAAUUAUUUAGAUUGGAGAGAUUAAACAAUUAAAAAAUAGAUUAGCAUCUGCUAAUAAAUUUGUUCCUAUUAAUAUUCUUUAAAAAUCUAUAUUGAUACCUUAAGGACAUGCUAAUCCUUAUAAAGUGCCUCUACCUAAGCCAGGAAUUCUCUUAGCAAACCUUCCAGUUGAUUCAAAAUAAAACAAAAGUAAAAAAAAGAAAAUAUAAAAAUGA